UUCUCACACCUUUUUAUACCCUCCAUGUUACACCCUUGGUUUCCAGAUUCAAUGCAUUUAUCCUCAAUACAUCUUCAAUCGAUACGAAAUAAUUAAUCUGAAUUCUUAUUAAUGUCUUUCCUUCGUCUGUACUAACAAUCAAACCUCCACACAAAGGUAGGUGGAGAUAUGAUGGUAAAAGCUGGAUGAUGUGUUGGAAUCUCUCGUUUAAAGAUUAUAUAGAUUAGAAAUAUAUCUCCAUCUAUCUGUUUGGCUGCUUGCCCAAAGGCCUGGGAAGAUUGAAGUCUUAAGGGUUACUUACUGCCUGUGGCUGUUUAGCUGCCUACUAUCCAUGUGUAUACACAGAAAUUGAAGACCGGAUAUUAUCCGCUACCUGUCCGCUCGCCAUCAGUGCAUACACCAGGCAAGCACACCUUGGUUGUACCCCCGUCCUCCCUGCAAGAAGCCUCCAAACCCCGCGGAGCUGCCCUGGAUCUCGCCGACACAUCUCUCGAGCCUUGGCAUAUCAGCAUGGUGCAUCUGAGAUGUCAGAGCCAAAGCAAUACCUCGAGAAGGGGGACUUUGACAAUGGUAAAUUCCCCCUUCCUUCCUCACCUCUCACUCUCAUCUGAACUAGGACACCCGGGGAUUGAAAUCCAGUGAUUCAUGUCCAUAUCUCGGAUAGGACUCCGUGCUCUCGAUGCAGAACUGGCAAAGCAUCAUAUGAUCGUCGCCUUUUCUCCCAUAACCGUGAUCACAGCUGGCGGGUUUGUUGCUGUUACCUACCUUCAGAAUAGAAACGCCACCGGUGACCUCGACUACCUUCUUGCUCCUGAAUGGGCGGCAGAUCCAGAUAUCAAGAAUUCACUGCGCGACGCGAUAAUCAAGGUAUCAAAUGACCUUGGCUUCAAUUACGAAUGGGCAAACGAUGAUAUGGCGAUAUUUGUCACACAUGAAGCACAGAAAUGGCUGUUUGAACAGGCAGAGAAGCAAGACAUUGUCCUUUUCUUGGGGCAGCAUAUUCGUGUCCUGGCCGCACCAAUCGAGUGGGCAGUGGAACGCAAGAUAAGGAGGUUGUUUGAGGGAACCCGUGACCGUAAGGCAGUGUUUGACCUCAGCGAUUGCUUGGCAAUGCUGAAGUGGUUAAGGGACCGAAACGAUGGUCCUCUGGAUCGCGAGCGCAUCCGUGGCUUGGAUGUCAACGGUUUUGGUGUCGGUCCUGAUAAAGCAACUAUGGACACCAUUGCCACCGCCUAUUGCGAGAAGUAUGGGGAGAGGAUAUUCUUCUGA
Messenger RNA from Histoplasma capsulatum G186AR, 1269 nucleotides. RefSeq lists its product as uncharacterized. Lineage: Eukaryota; Fungi; Ascomycota; Eurotiomycetes; Onygenales; Ajellomycetaceae. The record is from RefSeq and is a predicted model, not a curated record. Bases 646 to 1269 code for a protein of 207 amino acids. The transcript has a single exon.